AUAAGUCCCUUUCCGCCAUUCUUCGACGCUCUCUUUUGACCUGCUUGACCUCUUUUCCAAAAAGUGGACCUUGUGCCCCUGCCUGGUUGCUACGAGGUGGCUCCAUUUCUUUUGAUCAGUGUUUUGAAAAACAAACCAAAAUUUCCCUUCCACUACCCUCAGAAAAAUGCGAAACAAAUAUUUUGACGUAAAGACCCAAUAAGGUCUCUACUUCAAGGAGGAAUACUUAAACUUUGAAACAAUUCUCGAAUUUUUAUCUUCACAUUUUGGCAAAAAUGGAUCAUAAUUUAAACGCAAAGACGGUCAAAUUUAAAGAAAUAUCUAAAUAUUCAAAACAAAGUAACACGCGACCGAACGGUCCAAACAACAUGAAUUUUUCAGUACAAGCUAAUUUAAAGAUGAAUUGAAAAUAAAAUAAAGAUGAUUUCAAUUCUGAAGUCCAUUUUUGAAAAAGAUCCGUAGAUAGCGAGAUACAAAAUUGAUGACGUCAACUCGGAUCCAUCAAUCUACCAUGCAUGCCCAAAUAAAAGGGGAAACUCAGGUCGAAGGGGCUGUUCCAGACCAAAACCCCCACUACCAAGAUCUUUUGAAGAGAAUGAGGGGGCUUGGCUGAAUUUUCUUAAAAAAAGUGACGGUAGUAUUUCAAGACUUUCGGCAGAAAUAGUUCAUUGUACAUUCGAGGUGAUCAAUUGUGCAAACAGGGGCCUCAGCAAAACAUUUUAAAUAUCCAGUCUUAUCGUACUUCUUUGCAGUUUUUCUAUGAAUAUCAGUUUACAUAAAGAUAGAAAGUUUUCGCGAAAGAGACAUCGGUCAUGAGUCUUUACUCAGGGCGAUAAAUCUCUUCUUACAAAUGGUUUAUAAUAAACAACAAGUGUACCCACGAACAUUUUAUCUAACCGAAGCUGCAUGUCUCACUGCAAAAACAUUUACAAUAAUGCUAAACAUGUGCAUUUCCUAAUCGCAACGUACAAAAUUUAAAUUUCUGUCAAGAAGCAACCUAACUCAGUACUGAGAUAAAAUUAACUGAAAACUUCAGAGAUUGAGCCCUCAGAACAUUGUCUUCCUCUUCUUCAAUGCUUUGAAUUAUCAACAACGAAACGAGAGCUGAUCAGACAUUCAAACUUAAAUCAACAGGGUUCAUGAUAAUAAGAAUAAUCAUGACACUUUAGGUGGGUUAGGUGCGUGAUAACUCGUUUUUUGUAACAUAUACAUCGCAUUUAAGACAACAAGGCUGUGUUCGUUUGUCAAAUAGACUGCUUAAAAGGGGUUUUUGGUGUGCCUACCGAGGUUGUGCAGUGAAACUGUGGCUAAAAACGAGUUGGUAAUUUAUUUUACACAGUCCUUUCGUUUAUGAGUCAAAUGUAACCAUGUUUGAUAAAAUCAGAAUUUAAAGAUCGUAGAGUGGUAGGUUCCCAAAUGGAAAAGGCAUAGAAGAAAAAUUAAUGUGCACACUUAACAUCAAGUUUGAUAGAAGAGUGGGCACAUUACAUAUCGUGAGCCUCGUAUUGACACACUUUUUUGGUAAUGGGCAGUUGUAACAAUAUACAAUACUGGUCACUGGAUACGUGAUAUACCUAAAGGAGCGUGUUAGGGUCAAUAAAUGUUAUUGAGCAGGGACAUUUAAGGCCAACCGCAAACUUCCCUGGCAAUUUUUUGUUUAAUGGCACGCACUGUAGACUCCCCUGAUCUGGAUGUCUUCUCGGAGCUUGUUCCCGCGAAGUCGCAUUUGGAGAAUGAUCACAACCUACAGGGACGCCUGCACAAGAUUAGGCAGGAGGGGCAGUGUUGGUGCCGAAGGCAAAUCAUUGAAUUUUUCUACUAACAUAAUCGAGCAAUUUUAGGUGGGAGGGGCGAGGGUGGGGUAACAUAAUAAAAUAUUAACUUAAAUAUGGGUUUUUUACCACCAAAGAUUCUAAACAUAGAUAAAUUGUUGACGAAAUUAUCCAUAAAUAAAAUUGGUUAUUAAAUGGCCUUGUCACUAUUCACAAUAUUUGGUUUAAUAAAAAUAAUGGCUGCUAUAGAUGGGCUGGUUGUAAAUUUUGAUUGCCCGCUAAACUUUUAUACCGAUUUAUCCUUCCUAGGUUCCUGGAGUACUUUUGAGGGAAAACGUCUUUUGUUUAUCAUCUGCAUUUUUGUGCUGGUGUUAUCAUCUUUCUAAUAUUUUCUAACUAAAAUAGUCCAAGUGGUCAUCAAUUAUCGAUAAAAUUCUAUAGAGUUGUCUUAUAUUUCAGGGCACUUCUUGCCACCUCUGCCCCUCUUCGAAAAGGGCCCCUGACAAUCUACUACCAAAGAGCGAACUUUGCGACCAAAGAUAUCUUCAAGUACGCAUGCGUACAUUAGGUUGCAGUGGGUGCGCGAAUAAAAGGAGAAAAUCGGGGGUAAGCCUUUACCAAACUAUUCGAAUAUAUCUUGAAACUCCUAAAUUUGCUCAUUGUACACUAAUUUUGCGAAUUGAGCAGGGUGUGCUGGGGCCCGGGUAAACAUCCUAUAUAGCCAUCUUCCCGAAUAACAGACAUUUCAUUGUGCAGACGUGACACGUAAAAAAUUUCCCUUUGUAGCAACCCCCCCCCCCCCAUUGGACCGCAUACAAAAAACUGUUACACUCACCCAGAGGGUUGCAUAAUUUAUGAAAUUAUCCAUAUAAACCGUUAGCCUCAAAGCAUACAAUUUUUUGUUGGCCUUCUGUUAUGGCGCAGGUACUUGUUGGUUGGAUGCAUGUUGCAGCACGGUUGAGUUGCAACAUCGCCCUACCCCCUCCUAAAUGUAAAGGUACCAUUUAAAAGAUACCUGGCUCGUCUUCGAAUCGAGGGAAAGAGCCUAGCUUGAUUCACGGGUCACGGCGCCAGGCCAAGUAUUUGUAAGGCAAAUAACACAUUGCGGUCCCUUUCUUACACCACCCAAGAUCAACAAACAAAUUUCCAAUGUUUAUCUGGAAAGUUUACUUUCCUGCUUAUCUAGCUUUCUAUCUUAUGCAUGUGAGAUUAACGUCUUCUGUAAAAAGGGGAAGCUCCUUUUUUGCUCAACAAAUUCGACAUAUCACUGAAUAUGCUAUGUCUAUGCAGGACCUAAAUGCUGAAGUCUAAAAUAUUUUAGUUAAGUCAUCGUUUUGAGUGAAUGAAUCGCUGACAUGGCUAUGAGUUUUGGGAAAAAUUUGCACUCAAAGGUUGACCCCUCUAAGCAGGAGGCGGACCAAAGCAGUGCUUUCAGGCAAAAGACAGCAUCUGGUUACAGCAGAGGGAACAGCAAAGCAGAUUCAAAUAAGGAACAGAAAUCUAGCGAUUCCACUUUGACUGGGCAGCCUCUAGAUCUCAAAAUUCCAAGACAGCACCUUCUUGCCAGUGAGGAGAAGGAAGAAUCGUCUGAGUAUUUUUCGAUGAUUGGGGAAAUCGGAGCUUCAUCCAAAAUUAACAAGCAGAUGACUGAAGUAAAACUGGACGACCUCGGGGAAAUAAGACAAAUUUUUGAUGUUUUCGACCAGGAUGGUAAUGGAGUUAUAACAGCAAACGAACUUAGAUCAAUUCUUGGAUCACUGGGACAAUCAACAACGGAGGCAGAAGUAAUGGAUAUGGUGAAUUCCAUUGAUGCUGAUGGCAACGGAAUUAUAGAGUUUCCUGAAUUCCUGGCAAUGAUUCACGGUAAACUGCCAACAGCAAAAUCUGCAAGCGAGUUUGGAAGGAUUUUUAAAGUUUUUGAUGUGGAUAAUUCUAGCGAAAUCAACGCUGAUAACUUGAAAAGAAUGUUUCGAAUAUUUGGUCAAGAUUUCGAUGAAUAUGAUAUAUCAGAUAUGCUAGCCGAAGCAGACUUUGAUGGAGAUGGAAAAGUUGGGUUUGAGGACUUUAUUAAACUAAUGAAAAAAUGAUUUCUAUUAACAAAGAAAUUACUU
Rhopilema esculentum is the source of this 3883-nucleotide messenger RNA. Its product is annotated as neo-calmodulin-like. The record is from RefSeq and is a predicted model, not a curated record. NCBI's taxonomy places the organism in Eukaryota, Metazoa, Cnidaria, Scyphozoa, Rhizostomeae, Rhizostomatidae. Gene Ontology annotation, cellular component: myosin II complex. Gene Ontology annotation, molecular function: calcium ion binding.